AUGGCCCAGGGUGCCAAGGGUUCAGCCGACUCCUAUACCAGCCGCCCAUCUCUGGACUCAGACGUCUCCCUGGAGGAGGACCGGGAGAGUGCCCGGCGGGAAGUGGAGAGCCAGGCUCAGCAGCAGCUUGAAAGGGCCAAGCACAAACCUGUGGCAUUUGCUGUGAGGACCAAUGUCAGCUACUGUGGCGUACUGGACGAGGAGUGCCCAGUCCAGGGCUCUGGAGUCAACUUUGAGGCCAAAGAUUUUCUGCAUAUUAAAGAGAAGUACAGCAAUGACUGGUGGAUCGGGAGGCUAGUGAAAGAGGGUGGGGACAUUGCCUUCAUCCCCAGCCCCCAGCGCCUGGAGAGCAUCCGGCUCAAGCAGGAGCAGAAGGCCAGGAGAUCUGGGAACCCCUCCAGCCUGAGUGACAUUGGCAACCGACGCUCCCCUCCGCCAUCUCUAGCCAAGCAGAAGCAAAAGCAGGCAGAACAUGUUCCCCCAUAUGAUGUGGUGCCCUCCAUGCGGCCUGUGGUGUUGGUGGGACCCUCUCUGAAAGGUUAUGAGGUCACGGACAUGAUGCAGAAGGCUCUGUUCGACUUCCUCAAACAUAGAUUUGAUGGCAGGAUCUCCAUCACCCGCGUCACAGCUGACCUCUCACUGGCAAAGCGAUCUGUGCUCAACAAUCCUGGCAAGAGGACCAUCAUUGAGCGUUCCUCCGCCCGCUCCAGCAUUGCGGAAGUACAGAGUGAGAUCGAGCGCAUAUUCGAGCUGGCAAAAUCUCUGCAGCUGGUAGUGCUGGAUGCCGACACCAUCAACCACCCGGCACAGCUGGCCAAGACCUCCUUGGCCCCCAUCAUCGUUUUUGUCAAAGUAUCCUCACCAAAGGUCCUCCAGCGUCUCAUCCGCUCCCGGGGGAAGUCACAGAUGAAGCACCUGACUGUACAGAUGAUGGCAUAUGACAAGCUGGUUCAGUGCCCACCAGAGUCAUUUGAUGUGAUUCUGGAUGAGAACCAGCUGGAGGAUGCGUGUGAGCACCUGGCCGAAUACCUAGAGGUUUACUGGAGGGCCACCCACCACCCGGCCCCCGGCCCUGGACUUUUGGGCCCUCCCAGUGCCAUCCCCGGACUUCAGAACCAGCAGCUGCUGGGGGAGCGCGGCGAGGAGCACUCGCCGCUGGAGCGGGACAGCUUGAUGCCCUCAGACGAGGCCAGCGAGAGCUCCCGCCAAGCCUGGACAGGGUCUUCGCAGCGUAGCUCCCGCCACCUGGAGGAGGACUAUGCGGACGCCUACCAGGACCUGUACCAGCCUCACCGCCAACACACCUCGGGGCUGCCUAGUGCUAACGGGCACGACCCCCAAGACCGGCUCCUAGCCCAGGACUCGGAGCACAACCACAAUGACCGGAACUGGCAGCGCAACCGGCCCUGGCCCAAGGACAGCUACUGA
This is a messenger RNA of Puma concolor (puma), 1428 nucleotides long. The record is from RefSeq and is a predicted model, not a curated record. Lineage: Eukaryota; Metazoa; Chordata; Mammalia; Carnivora; Felidae.